AUGAGCUUCAAGUCUUGCAUUCUCACCCUCAUCCUCGGGGCCGCCGUCGUCAGCGCCGGAUAUGUCGCGCAAGUCGGCAGCGGACACGGAGGCGGCUACGGCGGCGUCGGCGGCAGCGCAGCCGUCUACGCCGGCGUGCAGAGCGCCUACAGCGGCUACGGCGGCGGCAUUAGCGUUGGCCACGGGGGAUCCUCCUCCUACUACGGACCAAGUUACUUCGUGGCUCCCGCUGGCAACUACCACGGGGGUUACUUCGGCGGCAGCCUCGGCGGCGUCGGCGGCAGCGGCUACGGCGCUGGGUCUGCUGGAGGAUAUGGACACUAG
Penaeus indicus is the source of this 324-nucleotide messenger RNA. RefSeq lists its product as uncharacterized. The transcript has 5 exons. Lineage: Eukaryota; Metazoa; Arthropoda; Malacostraca; Decapoda; Penaeidae. The record is from RefSeq and is a predicted model, not a curated record. The coding region runs from base 1 to 324 and encodes 107 amino acids.